Molecule: messenger RNA, 1083 nt
Organism: Thecamonas trahens ATCC 50062
Lineage: Eukaryota; Apusomonadida; Apusomonadidae
Exons: 2
Coding region: 1-1083 (360 amino acids)
Source: RefSeq, a predicted model, not a curated record
AUGUCUCGUAACCGUCGUCGUCGCUGUGUGGCUUGCUCGCGGGCUGUGGCGCCCGAGGGCUUUGCCAAGGACAUGCUCCUUGCCGAAGCCGAUGUCCGCAUGGGGGCGGGUAUGGGCCAGAUGGCUACGCGCGGAUCGGUGGAGGAGCACGAGGCGGCUACCAUGCGGGCGCAACAGGAGGCUGACUAUCAGGCGGCGGCUCGGGCGCAGCAGCAGGCCGAUUACGAGGCGGCGGUGGCGGCAGAGGCGCAGGCGGCGGCUCGGGCACAGCAGCAGGCCGAUUACGAGGCGGCGGUGGCGGCAGAGGCGCAGGCGGCGGCUAGGGCGCAGAAGCAGGCCGAUUACGAGGCGGCAGAGGCGGCGGCAAUGGCAGAGGCCGAGGUGGCCGGACGGGCAGCAGCGAUGGCCCGGGCACAGGCCGAGGCCGAGGCCGAGGCGCAGGCGCAGGCGCAGGCGCAGGCGCAGGCCGGCGCAGGCGCAGGCGCAGGGCCUGGGGCUGGCGCGGGAGGCUCUCUGGUGGAGGCGCAGGAGGAGACGACGAUGAUGCGGUUCCCAGGGAUGCAGACCGCGUUUGCGGCGCGCGCCGAGGCCGAUCCACAGCUGUCCGAGGCGAGCAAGACCAUUGCCGCCAACACGUUUGUGACGGGCUACGAGCAGAGCGCCGACGGGCGGUUCCGGAUCGAGUUUACCACCUUUGGGCGCGGCGACAAGGCGGUGCAGUUUGACGCUGGUUGGGUGCCGAUGCCAUGGGAGGAGGCCAGCGAGGUGCUUCCGGACCCGUCUGCACUCCAGGGCCGCGUGGUGCGGGUCCGGCCGAACCCGGCCAUUCCCUUCCGCCCGGUCUUUGGCACGCUGAUGGACAGCAAAGACGCGUGGGCGGUGCCCGCGCCCGAGGGCGCGUGGGGCCUCAUCCUCGCCACGCUCGACCUGGAGGGUCUCGUCGCACCCGAAGACCUCGUCCAGUUUGUGGCCUUCCUCAACGACUUUCCGGUCCGCGGCUUUGUCUCGCUCGACGACAUCGCGCCGUUCCUCUCCGAGCACGAGCACAUGGCUGUUGUCCAGCAGCUCCAAGGCCCACAGUAG